AUGUCUGCUCAGCUGCCUCUGCUCGAUAUCUGGGAGGCGUCCUCCGCCCAGCCCUUCUAUCCCACCGUCUCCAAGGACGCCCAGUUCACCGUCGGCUUCGCGUUGCUCCUGGCUGCAUUCAUCCUCACCGGCGUCUUUGGCCUCACUCGGUCCAUCGUCACGCUACCUGCCCUCGGCGUCCCUGCGUCGUUUGCCUUUGGCUUCGGUGCCGUAUACAUGAUCUGCGCGGUCGGUGUCUACGUAUAA
Molecule: messenger RNA, 246 nt
Organism: Diplodia corticola
Lineage: Eukaryota; Fungi; Ascomycota; Dothideomycetes; Botryosphaeriales; Botryosphaeriaceae
Product: dna repair protein
Exons: 4
Coding region: 1-246 (81 amino acids)
Biological process (GO): protein N-linked glycosylation
Source: RefSeq, a predicted model, not a curated record